Messenger RNA from Cyprinodon variegatus (sheepshead minnow), 3367 nucleotides. It is a transcript of the gene acap3b, whose product is annotated as arf-GAP with coiled-coil, ANK repeat and PH domain-containing protein 3-like. The transcript is spliced from 26 exons. The record is from RefSeq and is a predicted model, not a curated record. Gene Ontology annotation, cellular component: cytoplasm. Gene Ontology annotation, molecular function: protein binding; GTPase activator activity. The coding region runs from base 187 to 2742 and encodes 851 amino acids. Lineage: Eukaryota; Metazoa; Chordata; Actinopteri; Cyprinodontiformes; Cyprinodontidae.
CGCCGCGCUCAGCCUCGCAUUUUGUGUCACGGUGCCACCGGGAGAGAGGUGACACACUGCUGCUGCUGCUGCUGCUGCGCGUCAGGGGGAUAUACCCGUCACCAUCCUUUACGGUCAGAGCCACAUCCCUCCGCGGGCAAUGACAUUUGCAGAUUGAAGUGGAAAUACAACAUCACAACAGUAAAAAUGACGGUGGACUUUGAAGAAUGUAUAAAAGAUUCGCCCAGAUUCAGGGCCGGAAUCGAUGAUGUGGAGACAGACGUGGUGGAAAUCGAGGCGAAGCUCGACAAGCUGGUGAAGCUGUGCAGUGGGAUGAUCGAGGCCGGCAGGGCCUACGUCGGCGCCAAUAAGCUCUUUGUGAAUGGCAUCAGAGAUCUGUCCCACCAGUGCAAGAAGGAGGAGAUGAUAUCGGAAUGUCUUGAAAAGUGCGGAGAAAGCCUCCAGGAGAUCGUCAACUAUCAAACGAUUUUGUUUGACCAGGCUCAGCGGUCCAUCAAACAGCAGCUUCAUACCUUCAUUAAGGAAGAUAUACGUAAGUUCAAGGACACCAAGAAGCAGUUUGACCGCGUGCGUGAGGACAUGGAGCUGGCUCAGGUGAAGAACGCUCAGGCGCCUAGGAACAAGGUGCACGAAGCAGAGGAGGCCACACAGGCGCUCAUCCUGAGCCGCAAGGCCUUCAGGCACCUGGCCCUGGACUAUGUGCUGCAGAUUAAUGUCCUCCAGGCUAAGAAGAAAUUUGAAAUCCUCGAUGCAAUGCUUUCCUUCAUGCGAGCGCAGCACACUUUGUUCCAACAAGGCUUCAACAUCUUGGAUGAAAUUGACCCCUACAUGAAAAAGCUGGCUGCACAGUUGGAUCAGUUGGUGAUCGACUCCGCCAUGGAGAAGAGAGAGAUGGAACACAAACACGCUCUCAUCCAGCAAAGAACCCUGAUGCAGGAUUUUUCCUACGAUGAUCCCAAGCUGGAAUUCAAUGUGGACGCACCCAAUGGGGUGGUCAUGGAGGGUUACCUGUUCAAGAGAGCCAGCAAUGCUUUCAAGACUUGGAACAGGCGGUGGUUUUCCAUCCAAAAUAGCCAGCUGGUCUACCAAAAGAAAGUGAAGGAUUCCCUGACGGUGGUGGUUGAAGAUCUGAGGCUGUGCUCAGUCAAACCAUGCGAGGAUAAUGAGAGGAGGUUCUGCUUUGAGGUGGUUUCCCCCACAAAGAGCUGCAUGCUCCAAGCAGAGUCAGAAAAGCUGCGGCAGGCCUGGAUCCAGGCGGUCCAGGCAAGCAUCGCCUCCGCUUACAAAGACAUUGGCGACAACUAUUACAUUGAGCGUUUGGACCGGACAGCUUCGCCUUCCACCAGUAGCAUCGACUCUGCCAGUGAGCCCAGGGACAGAGGGGAGAGGGCGGAGAAGGCGUGUCGGGGAGGGGGAGAGAGUCUGCUGCAGCGGGUGCAGAGCUUGCCGGGAAACGAGCUGUGCAGCGACUGUGGCCAGACGGCCCCAUGCUGGGCCUCCAUCAACCUAGGAGUGCUGCUCUGCAUCGAGUGCUCGGGCAUCCACAGGAGUUUGGGCGUCCAUUUUUCUAAAGUGCGCUCGCUUACGUUGGACUCGUGGGAGCCAGAAUUACUCAAGCUCAUGUGUGAGUUGGGAAACACUGUGAUCAACAACAUCUAUGAGGGAGCCUGCGAGGAGCUGGGAACUAAAAAACCAGGACCGUCUAGCUCCAGGCAGGAGAAAGAGGCCUGGAUCAAGUUUAAAUAUGUUGAAAAACGCUUCCUGAAGAAGCUGAGUGGGAGUGAAGCUCUGGUGGAAGGGGAGAGGAAGUCCCGCCCCUGGAUGGUUAAGAAAUGCCAGCGUCACAGCAGUUCGAUACGGGCCCCCAACAAGGCCCGCAGGAAGUACCACCGUUAUGAUCCAGGCAGCACCUCACCUGCCAACCUCACAGCAGCAGCUGCAGCAAAAUUUCGGCGGGAUUCACUUUUCUGUCCCGACGAGCUGGACUCUCUGUUUUCUUACUUUGACACUGGCUCUGGACCUCGCAGCCCUGCAGGUCUCAGCAGCGACAGCGGCCUGGGAGGAAGCACAGACGGCAGCACAGACAUCCUGGUGUUCGGCAGUGUCACUGAGGAAGAGGAGGAGUCGGAGGAGUCCUCCAGCGGAGAGGUGGAGAUUGAGCAGGAGGGGUCUUCAGAUCCGGAGGAUCCCAGGGAGCUGCAUCCCGGGGCGCUGCUCUACCGCUCCUCUCGUCUGCACAAUUUGUCACUCAUGGCGGAGGCUCUGGCACACGGUGCUGACGUGCACGCCACCAACGAAGAGGAGGAGGGGAAAACGGCUCUCAUACAGGCUGUGAUCGGGGGCUCUCUGAUUGCCUGUGAGUUCCUGCUACAAAAUGGAGCCGAUGUAAACCAGAGAGACAUGAGAGGCAGGGGCCCACUCCACCACGCCACAUACAUGGGCCACACUGGCCAGGUGUGUUUAUUUCUCAAGAGAGGAGCGUCGCAGACAGAAGUGGACGAGCAGGGUAACGAUCCGCUCAGUAUCGCCGUCCAGGCUGCCAACGCUGACAUCGUCACUCUGUUGCGUCUGGCGCGGAUGAACGAGGAGAUGCGCGAGGCGGAGGCUCCACUGGGUCAACCAGGGGUUGCAACAGGCAGCAGGAAAGAUAAACUCAAGGAUGGUCGGGAUAGAGCAACAUCUCCAAUGCUGAUGUCUUUCGCGAGUUUUCUGUCCUCGCGUCUCUCCAGCCCGAGAAGUUGAGGAGAAGAAGCGUACAGUUCAGCCGUUAUCAGAAGCUAUAGUGACCACUGUCAAUCAUCUUUUCAUUGCCCACUCUUCACUCCCUAUUUGAUAAAAAUAGAAGCAGUUGUAUGCAAUGCAUGCGUUAUCGUAUGACUUAUAACUAUUUGCAGGCCCAGGAUCAUCUCUUCACUUUUGCUUUCCUGUUCAGGUAGCUCAUCUGAGAUCUCAUAUAUCAGAAAGUGAAAAAUCCAAGCAAUAUUACUACUUAUGCUGAUUUUUUUUUUUCUCUGUUGUGGAAAUUAGAGGUGGGUGGGUCUCAUUUGGGAUGAAAAAUGGUCUGUUAAACCAAGAAACCAAGUAUGAAGGAAUCCAUUGUGUUUUAGGCUUUGCAAUGGAUCUCAAUGUAAUUGGGCUUUUGGUAUUGGCAUACCAAAAUCUAUAAAUUAGUAUAUUACAGAAAACCUCAUUUAAAUCAGUGAGUCAUAAAAGGUGUAACUACUAUAGUUAUGGACCAUGGAUGGUUAAAACAAAAAACACACAUAUAAUCACAAUAAAACCAUGGAACAAUUCAGUUUAUGUAUAUAGUGCCAAUUUCCAAACAUGUCAUCUCAAGGCACUUUAUAGAGACAAUUCAACCAGAUCA